GUUCUAACUCAAAGAAGAAGCUAAAACCAGAGAUGGAUGACAUCACCGGCAAUAAACAGAGGCCUUCCUGGGUAUAUUGCUGUUCCAAUUCUAUUUCCAUUCCCUCUUCCCCUUCCCGGAAUAUUGACGUUGCAUCGCCGGAAAAGCAUCAUCAACUUGAUCACCUUCCUGUCUCCGACAUAAAACCCGCCAAACGAAAGCCUGGCGGAUGGAAAGCCAUGCCGUUCGUCCUAGGUAACGAGACAUUCGAGAGGAUGGGAACAUUUGGACUGCUAUCAAACUUUAUGAUAUUUUUAUUAACACAAUUUCAUCUUGAGCAAGCAUCUGCUGCAAACUUGCUCAACAUAUGGUCCGGUAUAACCAAUUUUGCGCCGUUGAUCGGUGCUUUCAUUUCUGAUGCUUAUAUCGGCCGCUUUCGGACAAUUGCUAUUGGUUCCUUCGCCACUCUUAUUGGAAUGAUAACCCUAACCGUAAUAACUUGGGUUCCCGACCUUCACCCUCCUUCAUGCCCAAAAUCCCAUGAUCAAGUCAAUCUUCACCCGUGCACCGGGCCAACCUCGACGCAAUUGGGAGUUUUGGUAAUUGGACUCGCUUUCCUCUCAAUUGGCACUGGCGGCAUAAGGCCUUGCAGUCUUCCGUUUGGUAUAGACCAAUUCGAUCCAACCUCCGAGGAUGGGAGAAGAGGGAUCAAUAGCUUCUUCAAUUGGUACUACGCCACUUUCACGGUUGUCCUAAUUCUAGCACUAACCGUCGUUGUCUAUAUACAAGACAACAUAAGUUGGGUGAUUGGCUUUGGAAUACCCACUCUAUGCAUGGUAGGAUCCAUUAUAUUGUUCUUUCUAGGAACCAAGAUCUAUGUGCAUGUCAAGCCAGAAGGGAGCGUGUUCACGGGCAUCGCUCAAGCAUUAGUCGCGGCCUACAAAAAGCGUCAUGCAAGGCUUCCCGAUGAUGAUGAAAAAGAUGGUGGUGUCGAGUCUUACUACGAUCCGCCGCCCUUGAAAGGGACUGUUUCGACAAAACUUCCUCUUACCAAUCAAUUCAGGAUGAUAAACAAAGCGGCUCUAGUUCAAGAUGGAGACCUAAAACCGGAUGGGUCGCGAUCAAAUCCAUGGAGACUAUGCAGCAUUCAACAGAUCGAAGAAGCCAAAUGUUUAUUCAAGAUAUUCCCUGUUUGGGCAUCGGGCAUCGUUUGUUUCACGGCCAUAGUCCAACAAGCCACUUUCACCAUCUCCCAAGCCCUCAAGAUGGACCGUCACCUCGGACCCAAGUUCGAAAUCCCCCCGGGUACCCUCAUAGUCAUUUCCAUGAUCACAGUCGGCAUAUGGGUCCCGUUCUACGAUCGCGUAGUUGUGCCCGCUCUUCGUAAGGUAACCGGUAUUGAAAACGGGAUCACGCUCCUCCAGAGAAUUGGGAUCGGGAUCGUGUUCUCGUUCCUAUCGAUGGUGGUUGCAGGGAUAGGGGAGAGGAUGAGACGCGCCUCGGCACUAGCCCAUGGUGGGCCGAGUGGGGUCGCCCCAAUUUCCGUCCUCUGGCUGGCCCCUCAGCUCAGCCUCAUGGGCUUUGCCGAGGCGUUUAACAUCAUAGGACAAAUUGAAUUCUAUUAUCGAGAAUUCCCUGAGAGUAUGAGCAGCGUAGCAAACUCUUUGUUUUUUAUAACAGCUGCGGGAGCCAACUACUUGAGUAGUUUCCUUAUUAUGAUCGUUCACCGAACCACAGGCGGGCAUGGGCGACCCAAUUGGUUGGCGAACGAUAUCAACGCGGGGCGUAUAGAGAAUUUUUACUUCUUGAUAGCGGCCAUGGGGGCGGUGAAUUUGGUAUAUUUCUUAUUUGUGUCACAAAAGUACCAAUAUAAAAAGCAGCUUCAUGUUGAGCUUAGUGUUGGUAAAUAAUUAAUAAAAUUUGUAAAGGGAUCUCACUCUCGUUUGUAUUUUAAUUUAGUUUGAUUAUUGCUACUAUAUAUUGUACCA
This is a messenger RNA of Impatiens glandulifera, 1967 nucleotides long. RefSeq names its product protein NRT1/ PTR FAMILY 2.13. Gene Ontology annotation, cellular component: plasma membrane. Gene Ontology annotation, molecular function: transmembrane transporter activity. Bases 33 to 1889 code for a protein of 618 amino acids. Lineage: Eukaryota; Viridiplantae; Streptophyta; Magnoliopsida; Ericales; Balsaminaceae. Gene Ontology annotation, biological process: transmembrane transport. The record is from RefSeq and is a predicted model, not a curated record. The transcript is spliced from 4 exons.